AUGUUCACUAAGGUAAAGAAAAUAGCAGAUGAUGAGCAAAAAAAUUAUAUUUCAGAAUUGUCAGAAAAACUGGAAUCACAAUAUCCAACGAACACUACUAAAAAUGCACCAGAUUCGUCAGAGGAGAAUGGAGCCAGGCAAUUAGAAAAACUGGAAUCACAAUAUCCAACGAACACUACUAAAAAUGCACCAGAUUCGUCAGAGGAGAAUGGAGCCAGGCAAUUAGAAAAACUGGAAUCACAAUAUCCAACGAACACUACUAAAAAUGCACCAGAUUCGUCAGAGGAGAAUGGAGCCAGUUGUUCAAGUCUUAUACCAGAUGCAUUGCCACCAUCCCAUCAACCUCAUCUGGACAAGCAAGCUGUUGGUUAUCAAGGCAGACAAUUGUAUAAUAAUAAUAAUAAUAAUAAUAAUAAUAAUAAAGAUGUUACACAUACAAUGCAAAAGGACUUUUAUUUCAUGGGACUUUCAGAAAAUAAGAAAUUCCAGGGAAUUAGUUGUCAGAACUUACAAUUUGGCAACAAUAACGUAAUGCAUGUUCACUCUGGAGAAAAUAAAGAAAAAACCCAGAAGAAAAAGAUACCUGAAGAGCAAUUGAAAGUUUAUCUGAAUUCAACCAAACAAUUAUCAAAAAAUUAUCUCCAAGAAAUAGCAAAACAUUUGGGAAAAGGAUGGAGAUCAAUUGGUCGAUAUUUGGUUGCUUGUGGUAAACUCAAUAUGGCGGCUCCCAAAGAUGACGGCAAGACGAAGGAGAAUGAAAAUAAACUAACUGAUCUUCCAGUCGAUAUAUGGAUGCUUCGACCUUGUGAAAUAUAUCAUGAUGAAUACAAAGAAUGCACAAGUACAAAAGGUCGGUUUCAACAAUAUUAUGUAUUCGGCAACUAUUUAGAUUGCAGUAAAUGGAAACAGGAUUCUGAGAACUGCUUUAAAUUUAGAGAAACACGCUCAGUAGAUGUUCUUCAAAAAAUAUUAGACAAUGAAAAAGACAGACGACAGAUUCGAAUUAAAAAUGCCCAGGCCAAUGAUAUUUGGGAAUACAGAAGCUCACCCCCAGAAGAUUGGACCAAACCUUUGCCCGAGUGGGAGAAAGCACGCAAGAACACAGUUCUCUCAAAAGUACAGCUGGUCAAAGAAAAAUCUGGAACUUUUACAGGCACUUCAGACACUCUAAGUUCUUGUGUAAUAUUGUAA
This is a messenger RNA of Acanthosepion pharaonis, 1191 nucleotides long. The record is from the annotation of a GenBank genome assembly. Lineage: Eukaryota; Metazoa; Mollusca; Cephalopoda; Sepiida; Sepiidae.